Dalotia coriaria is the source of this 1687-nucleotide messenger RNA. RefSeq names its product zinc finger protein 287-like. The record is from RefSeq and is a predicted model, not a curated record. The coding region runs from base 217 to 1419 and encodes 400 amino acids. The transcript has 4 exons. Gene Ontology annotation, cellular component: nucleus. Gene Ontology annotation, biological process: regulation of transcription by RNA polymerase II. Gene Ontology annotation, molecular function: DNA-binding transcription factor activity; zinc ion binding; RNA polymerase II cis-regulatory region sequence-specific DNA binding. NCBI's taxonomy places the organism in Eukaryota, Metazoa, Arthropoda, Insecta, Coleoptera, Staphylinidae.
UUAGAUUCGUAUUUCGAUGCAUGAAUUAGUGCCCUCGAAAAAUCAGCGCUCGAUUUAUACAAUUGCGCUGCUAUACGUCAUCAGCAGCCAAUUACGCGAAUGCCAGUCUACGGCUAGGUGAUACCAGAGCGUUAGGGGUGCAAUUUCAGCCUCCAUUACGACUUGAUACAUUAAUAUUUACGUUCAGGGGACAAUUAGUGCUCAAUUAAUAAAGUGAUGAUGAAUGUGGAGAGUGAAUUAAGCGCAUCGCAAGAGAAAAAGAUGUUAAAGUGUAGAUUAUGUUCGAGUCCGGGUGAAAAUGGCAUAAUGGCGUUUAGUGACGAGGGGUUGAUACGGUGUCUUCAACAACACAUUAAAAAAUAUUUAUAUAUUACGGUGACUAUGGAUGAUAAACUAACAAAAUUCGUCUGUUCGGAGUGUUUGAAUAUGUUGGAAAGUUUUCACUGCUUUGCAAUAAUGGCGUCGCAAAGUCAACGUGAUUUAAUACAAGCCUCCAAAGAUGAAACAAGUAAAAAAGCAACAACCAACGGAUUAUUACAUGCAUAUCUAACAAAAGAGACAGUGAAUAAAGAUCAUGAUUAUGCAACAAGUGAGAAAAAUAGCAAAAAGAAACGAAUUCGUAAAUUUAAAGAAAAAAAUAUUUCAUCAAUACCAAAUCAAAAUAACAACAAUAAUAUUAAUAAUAACAACAAUAAUAAUAAUAAUGAAUUAUUAAUUGACGCAUCUGAUUCUAACACUCAUGAAACCCUCGAAAUCGUCGUAGAUCCAUCUUUGUACUUAGAAAGCAGUUGUGAGAGUCUCCAAGAUGACCAUAACCACUCACAACCGCCAUGUUUGAUGUGCGAUUUUAAUUUCACGUCAAUUUCACCGAAUUCAAUCGAUGGUGAUCAUAAUGAAACCAACAACAAUGAAAAGUGUUCACAUGAUGACACUAACAAUGAUAAUGAUGAUAAUGGAAAAGAUUAUUCAUGUCCAAUUUGUGGAAAGAAAAAUUUUACUCCUGUUAACUUAAAACUACAUCUGCGGAUACACAGGCCUAAAGGGAAGCAUGAGUGUGAUAUUUGUAAACGAAUAUUUAAAUCAAACGCGAAUCUGGCUCAGCAUAAAAUUUAUCACAAUCGCGUCCAGUUUCAAUGUGAGAUAUGUCAGCGAGUGUAUCCAACGCAGAGUACUCUCAAAGCGCAUGCAAUCACGCAUAGUGACCUACGACCACAUCAAUGUCAACUUUGUGAGAAAUCAUUCAAACGCAAUCAAGACUUAAAGUUUCACAUGAAUCAACACACCGGCGCACGCCCAUAUAAAUGCAUAUAUUGCCCGAAAGCAUUCGCGAGCUCUGGAAAUUGUUUCUCGCAUCGCAAACGUAUGCAUCCGGACGAGGUGGAGCGCGACCGUAAUUUUGCCGCAAAAAUCCUCCGAUAACACGUAUAAUUAUUUAGUUAAUUACAAAUUUUAUAUAAAUAUAUAUACAUAUAUAAACUAGUAAAUAUACUGAUAAAAAACCGUCAUAUCAUUCAGUAUACAAAGCAGUAUCACGAGCAGUAUGAAAAUCAAAAUCAAUCAAAACUGACCGAAUUUUAUUUUUAGUUGUCUGGAUACCAGAUUAGAUAACUUAUAUUUAUUAUUAUUAUUGUAAUUGUAGAUAAACUUAUAACUUGUAAAAAAAAUCAAAUAAAACUUGUUGUUUCUA